Messenger RNA from Ruditapes philippinarum (Manila clam), 4238 nucleotides. RefSeq lists its product as uncharacterized. The coding region runs from base 486 to 1757 and encodes 423 amino acids. The transcript is spliced from 5 exons. The record is from RefSeq and is a predicted model, not a curated record. Lineage: Eukaryota; Metazoa; Mollusca; Bivalvia; Venerida; Veneridae.
CAUUUUCAUUAAGUGCUAUGCUGCAAUAAUACUGCCUUGGAAUGUAAUAUUGUAUUGGAAAACAUGUUUGGCAAAUGUUUGAUGUCUACAACCAAUACUUCAUGCUGUCGAGUAAAGUUAAAGAUGCUAUCGUCAACACGCGAUCAUAUAUAGUGCACUGUUCGCAAUGAAUGGAAUUAUAUAAAUUUAAUAGUGAACAGAGAUUAACUAGUUAAAAUUUAUAAUUCUGAAUAUGUAAAUGUGAUAUGGAUAAUAUUUCAAUAGAAUGAUACUACAAAAUAAAUUUGAAUUAUAAUCUAAAAAUGAUGAUGAGGACGACUUUCGUAGUUACGUGACAAUCAUGCAUGUAGUUAUUUCUAAACUUUAAAAAUGUAAACUUAAAACUGCAAGUAAGUCCAUGUCUUUUAACAAAUAGAAUGAUUUAUCAUUCCACAUAAAAAUAUAAAAUAUGUACGUGGUGUUACGAAAGUAAGAAUCAUUCAGUUAUGCAACUCAGGAACAAUGAUACAACGUUCGAACGGAUUGCAAAUACAUGUGAUUCAGAUGAAAUUGCACGGAUUUUACGAGUUCAAUCAACGCAUUUUACAACAUACUUUGUAAUAACUGUAUCUCUCAUUGCAAUUUUUUAUAAGACCAAACAUAUCGUAUGUACAAUAAGAAGGAAUUAUGCAAAAUUAACAAUCAUUGUCGUUGGGGCCGGACCUAUAGGUUUGACCUCUGCACUGAUUUCCCUCCACUGUAACCGGGUGCGAAAACUUGUUGUAUAUGAAGAACAAAGCAGGCUAAACAUAGAAAGGCAAUCAUAUCAAAUUGCUGUGCAAUCAUCACAAGUGUCUAUGUUAAGGAGUUAUGGUGUUGAUUUCGACAAUUUGGAAGGACUAUGGCACGAUGGUUGUUUCUAUACACGAGUUGGAAUUUAUCUGGAAUUCGUUCUACACGUUUUGCCACUAUUUAAAACAGACGUUGAAAUCAACUUCGGAACAAAGUUUACUAAAGACACAAGAUAUAUUGUAGACAAUAUGUCCGGUCGUAAGUUGGUAAUUUGUUGUGAUGGUUCUACAGGGAUAGCAUCUAAAAUUUUAGGACUUAGUGAUGAAACCGUCACGUAUUCGACUGGAAUUUUCGCAGCUGCUGCCGCUAUUGACCGAAGAAAUCAGACCUCAGUGCCAAUACCCGAAAAACGUGUGCACAAUCUGUCUUUUGAUCUUUCUGCAUACGGGACGUCUGCAUAUGAAUGUAAUGAACGAACAAAAUUUACAUUAAAGCUUUACGGUAAUUCACAGUGCAGACAUAUGGCCUUAGCAGUAAAUAGAUGUGACACGAGUGUUGUAAGAACGUUGAAAUCUGUAUUAGAUAAAUCGAUGAUGAGGAAUAUAUUUCUAAAAUGUUAUAACACAUACAAGCGGUCAAAAGAAACAAGUAUCAGUGACUCGUAUUGCCUUAACAACAUGAAGUUCAGUCCGAGAUUGUACGAGAUCAAGUUAUCACAGAAACUUGAAACUGCUGCCUAUAUAACAGACUGUGAUUUAUUCAUUAUUACUGAAGGAGAGGCGGCAAGAUCAUAUAACUUUAAUACAGGUUUGGACAUCAACAUGGGCCUUAAAGGUUUGGCAUCGCUUCCACAGUUUAUACAAAGCAUCGUUAUAGCUGACACAGAACAUUCCAUUGUAAAAUCUCUUGUUUCAAAAAUUGAACAUUCGGAAGGACUAAGCAGGGAAUUUUUAACUUUUGGACUAAAACAACAUUUGUUUACGUGACAUUUUAAUGUUUUUUACAUUGAUGAAAACGUUCUAAAUAUACAUGUGAUCAGACUUACCAUUCGUAUGGCUUUCCUUAUAUGUAUGAGGAGGGACAUGAUUUAAUUUACCAAAAAUGUGCUAAGAUUAUAUUUGUUUUAAUUAAGAACGGAAUUUCAGGGACUGAUUCAAUUGUUUUUCAAAAUUUCAAUCCGAACUAUCUUGUCUUUGUGUAGUUAAUUGAAGUGUACUUUCUUAUAUAAUUUACCAUUGGCCAAUAUUUGUUGCACUCUUUAAAUGUUUACUGUGAUGAUUUAAUUCAUUUUUGAAAUUGUGGUAAAUGUGUUGUGUUGCUGAUUGAUAAAACAUGUUAUGCAGUUGUUUAAACUGUUUAAAUAAAAUGGCUUUUUGUUAUGUAAAAAACUUUUACAAUACGAGACUUAACUGUUUGUGUUCUAAUACUAAGUUCAUUCUGUAAGUUUGAGGAUCUCUAAGAUGAAAAUAGUAAGGCACUGUUAAGGGUUAUCCUUUUUGAACCCUUAUGUUCCUUGAAAUUUGUGGCAUCCGCGGUUAGCUAUAUAACUUCUUAACCAUGUUUGUAACUGAAACUAGCGGCCAAAAAUUAAAAAUGGACAUUAGAAUUAGACAAACACACAUUGUUGUUUACAUCUUUUUACUUCUUUUUUCUUUCAAUUAAUACAGUUUAUAAUAUUUGAUAUUUUGAACAAAUGAAGUAAAUAGGAACUGUGACACAUAUAAUAAAGAUUGUUAUACGAAACGAAGAUUUUAUGAUCACUUAUUUAACAAGCUCUUUAAAUAUGCUAUAGAAUAGUUUUCACAUUAAGAAGGAUCAUAUUAAUUGUUUUAACAAUAAUAUAAAUAAUUGUUUUGCAAAUUACAGGAGUUUUAGGAGUUUUAAGAUACACCUGGGUACAAUAUAGGUGUGACCAUAAAAUAAUCUUAUGCAAGAAAAUUUUAAAAAAGACGAUAUACAAAUAUAUUUUUUAUGAGUCUGGUAAAUUGCUGUCAUAAACAAUUAUUUCAAAAACAAUAAAGCUUUUAAAUUUUCGAAUUUUGAAUACAUAUACAAUGUAUACAGUUACACAAAUAUGUUUUAGUCUACUUCUUAAGUGUAAAGUCGUCCUUUCAAUGAAAAGAUUUGAUAAUAGUUUCUGAACCAUGUAGAGAUAAAAAUACAUGACUGUGAUGCUCAUCAUGUGCGUAUAUUGUAUCAUGAACGAACCUUAUUUUUUUAAAUAAAUCAUUAAAAGUUGUACUAUUAUAUUAUCAAAUAAUCAUUAAAUCCUCAAAGUACUUAAAGACAUUUAAUUAAGAUGUAAUAUCUAAUGAAUGGUUGAAUGGAAUUAUUAUAGAAAUGCUAUAGUGGUGUAACUUGAACACAGUAACAUUUUGAAUGGAAGGGUUUGCAAAACAAAAACAUGUACAAAACAAAAACAUAAAAAUGCUUUGAAAAGCUGUUUGGUCCUUGAGUCAUUUCAAUAAACCUUGUAAGAUUAUAAGUAAUUAUUCGUUUACUUAGAAUAAGAGUAAGUUAUGAGAGAAAGAACAUAAUGUUUAUUGAUACUUUUUGUGCAUGUAACACUAUGCUUUUCUAUUAUAUUUCCAUUAUCUAAUAACUAUCUUAGACUGUUAUUUGUAAUAAAUAAUGACAUUUAUGUAAUUAGGAAAUAUUUUAUAACUUUAUUAUAAAGAUCAGUGCUAGGCUGCAUUAGAAUGACAAAGGUGUGUUCUACUUUUGCUAGUUGUAAGGUGUUUUUAUUGUGAUCUAAUAGAUGGACUUUCUAUAUUGUUUCAUAAUAAUUAAGCACAUUCACGCUGGGAUAAUUAUUUUUUUUACAGUUAUAUAAACGUAAUCUUUAUUGACAGUAGGUUCUUUGAAAAACGUAUUGGUAAUCUCUUUUUGGAAACUUGUACUAAUUCAGAAGGUUAAAGACCUUAAAUUGACUUUAUCAGCUUUGAUUAACACAUGUUUUAUGUUUUGUACUUCUUUAUUUGAAAUUGAAACACCAUUUUGUAUGAUAUUUCUCUAAAUAGGCACAGACCGUGACAAAAAUAACAGGCACUUAAAUAACUGUAAUUCUAGCUAUUAAAAUAGAUCAUUAUCAGCACUUCAAGCCGAGGGUGUUUGUUAUAACGUGGCAAGAGAAUUAUGAAUCCUUUCCGAAUAAUUAUUAUGCUGCAAUACCAAUAGCUUUUAAUUAAACUUAAUCAUACAAAUGCAUAUUUAAUAGACGCAAAGGUUUAUGAAGAACGAAGUAUAUCAAGGAUGUAUGUAAUAAUACUGUAUUAUCUACAGACAUCACAUUUUAUUGUUUUCCGUCGCCAAAAGAUGUUCAUUAAACAAUCAUGUUCUCAUAAACAGAAUAUCUGCAAUAAUUCUGCAGAGGAAUACAUUUUUGUGAUGGAAAAUGUAUAGUGAAUAUAUAAAUAGAAACACGUGUACAAGUUGUUCGGUUGUCAGAGCUGGAAGAUUAUAUAUAC